GGAGCACCAUUGGGGAGCACGUCUGUAACCCGACACGGUUGCAAUGAAUCAACAUGUGACCAAUCACGGCUUUGAUACGGCCACUCGUGCAGGAGAAGAGAUGUCGGCGAAAAGACAGUUUCAGUCCGGAGCAAGCAAGAGGGGGGAAAAACAAAACAUGAAGAAACUAGAGCAUCACUCGAAGAUGGAAUCGGUCGAGGUCGAGAGGUAUCCCUAAAUAUUCCGACGACAUUGAAUGCAUCACCGCUUCCCUCCAGCAGCAACACGGAAGUGGAUGAAGUUUCUGCCAUGGCAACAGCGAGAAUCUGCGUCCUGCUGCUCGUCCUUUCUGCGACUUUAGCGGAAGAUUUAAAACUAAAACACAAAACCUCCAGAGAACCUGUGAGACUUUUCACCGAGGAGGAGCUGAGCAGAUACGACGGCGGAGAGGAGGGUCAGCCGAUCUACAUGGCGAUAAAAGGAGUUGUGUUUGAUGUCACCAAGGGGAAAGAGUUUUAUGGAAGAGACGCUCCCUACAACGCUCUGGUGGGUAAGGACUGCACUCGGGCGGUGGCUAAGAUGUCUCUGGACCCUGCAGACCUGACAUCAGAUACUACGGGCCUCAGCGAGGACCAGCUGGAGUCUCUGGAGAGUGUGUUUGAGGGAACGUAUAAAACCAAGUAUCCCAUCGUGGGUUACACCGCGUCUCGAAUCCUCACGGAGGACGGGAGUCCCAACAAAGACUUCAGACCUGAGGACCAGCCUCUCUUCCAAAGCAAAGAUGAGUUCUAACCUCAUGUUGUUGUUUUAUGGAAGCUAUAAUCGUGAAGAAGGUUUUUUUUUAAAUCCCUCGAAUGCUGAGUGCAUUACGUGAACAAGAGAAGAACAAAUACAUAUAGAAACGUGUUUUAUUGAUAUUUACUUGAACUAAAUGUUUACAUUAUGCUUUAUUAUGUCUGAGAGCUUUAAUUGCACAGUGCCUUUCAAACCAUUUCAACACUUUAACCCUUUUUCUGUUAAGAUUAGGAAAUACUGAGUAGACAUAUUUAAUAAAACUCAUAUUUGAUUUAAGUAUGUUUUAUCAUUUUGUAUUCAUCAUUGAUAGCGAAGAGUUUAAUCUUUAGGCUAUACAAAUUCAGAAAAUGUUCAAAAGUCUUUCAGAACUCAUGGUUAUUGUGUCUUUCAAAUGUAUGACUUUGUCCAAAAAACCAAAUAAUGUUUCUGUCGAUUGAGUCUUCCAAUUUUUGAAUUGUCGUUAGAUUUUCCUACCCAGUGGUGUCAUUAAAAUGCACUGCCCUCUAAUAUAUAUAUAUAUAUAUAUAUAUAUAUAUAUAUAUAUAUAUAAUUAAGGAGGCAAUAGGCAACUUUUUAAGUCGUUCUAAUGCUGCUCAGAGUCAUUGAAGUAAACUGAUGUUCCCUCCCCUCCUCUUGGCACAUGUGAGUACAACAUGAGCCACUUUUAGCGACGACUUUAAUUGAAAAAGAGUUGAUACCACUGCCCUGCAUUUAGUUUUCUGCUUUUAGGGGUUUCCCCUCUCCUGUAGUGUGCUCUAUUGGUUUGUGUGCAUGUAAAUGGUCUGCAGAGGCUAAAAUCCCAAAGUUCCAUGACAUCACUAUGUAACGAUAAACGAUUUGACCCUGAACAUGAGCAUUAUAUGUCCUCUUUAAAGAUAAAAACUUGUAUAUUUCCACAUCUCUGUGAAUCCUGAUUUUGUUGUUCCUGUCAUUAAAGUGUGUACAUCUGAA
Molecule: messenger RNA, 1725 nt
Organism: Gymnodraco acuticeps
Lineage: Eukaryota; Metazoa; Chordata; Actinopteri; Perciformes; Bathydraconidae
Gene: nenf
Product: neudesin neurotrophic factor
Cellular component (GO): endomembrane system; membrane
Source: RefSeq, a predicted model, not a curated record